Polyodon spathula (Mississippi paddlefish) is the source of this 2894-nucleotide messenger RNA. RefSeq names its product sorting nexin-12-like. Gene Ontology annotation, biological process: late endosome to Golgi transport; endocytic recycling. Gene Ontology annotation, molecular function: phosphatidylinositol-3-phosphate binding. Gene Ontology annotation, cellular component: retromer complex; early endosome membrane. The transcript has 4 exons. The record is from RefSeq and is a predicted model, not a curated record. Bases 44 to 532 code for a protein of 162 amino acids. Lineage: Eukaryota; Metazoa; Chordata; Actinopteri; Acipenseriformes; Polyodontidae.
GGUUCCGCUAUCUCAGUCCACAAGCGGCAGCUCGGAGUUGAAAAUGUCUGAACCCACGGUAGCUGACACCCGCCGGCUAAACUCCAAACCGCAGGACUUGACCGAUGCCUAUGGGCCGCCUAGCAACUUCCUCGAAAUUGACGUUUUCAAUCCACAGACUAUCGGUGUCGGCAGGACCAGAUACACUACUUAUGAGCUCCGGAUGCGGACCAACCUCCCCAUCUUUAAAAUGAAGGAUUCCUGUGUGAGGAGAAGGUACAGCGAUUUCGAAUGGUUAAAGAAUGAGCUGGAAAGAGACAGCAAGAUCGUAGUGCCCCCGCUGCCUGGGAAAGCCCUGAAGAGGCAGCUCCCCUUUCGAGGGGACGAGGGGAUCUUUGAGGAAUCCUUCAUCGAGGAGCGACGGGUGGGCCUGGAACAGUUCAUCAACAAGAUAGCUGGGCACCCCCUGGCGCAGAACGAACGCUGCCUGCACAUGUUCCUGCAGGAGGAGACCAUCGACAGGAACUACGUCCCGGGAAAAGUACGCCAGUAGGGGGCGCGCUCCCCCUUAGCUCUUUUCUUCCAUUCCACUCUUACUCUCGUGCAAAGUAACAUUUAUUUUUACACUCAGAUUAUAUGUAUAAAAGCAGCUUUCACUUCUGCAUUUCUUACAUUUGUUCUCUUUGUAAUCCCAUUAUAUUGGGAAGCAGUAUUAUGGGGGAUUUGCUUGAAUCUUAUUUCUUUUUUCAAUUUUGCAAGUAUAGUUUAAAUAAGUGAUGGGUGUUGGGUGGGAGUGUGGAUGUAGUGCUGAGAGAGAGGGUGGGAGGCAGUGUGGGUUUGUGGUUAUAGCGGGAGGACUGGCUGGGAGGCAGUGUGGCUCUCUGGUUAGAGUAGAGGAAGUGUGACCUCAUGACUAAUAAUAUUUUAAGCAAUGGAGCGUUUUUAUGGGCUUCACUGCACAGGCCUUGCAUAGAUGCUAGUGUUCAGAGCUGGGGAAUGGAAGGGAAUUCUGAUUUUCAAAUCUAUAGCUUUUGCCUCUUGAAUUAAUAAUCUGCUCCUGCAAGUCACUGCGCCCCCCUCAAAGCCCUAUUCUACUCAAAGAUUUAUUAAUGUAUACAUGCAUGACCUGGUCGUACACUAGGGGGCAGAAUGUGGAGCCAAAAUCAAAUUUUGGGAGGGUUACUUACAGCUGCUACCCACCCAGCUGUCCCAGAAAGGGUAGGAGAUUAGAAAAGUAAUGGGUGACCUCAAAGAGUACAGCAGAAGAACUCCAGCUCCACAUCACCCAGCGAUCAUGCUGCUUUUCAUCCCUAAUUUACAGAAGGGAUGGAGGUAGGAUGUUGCUGCCCUCACACUGAAUCAAGGGUCUUCAGCUUAGAAGGGCAUGGUACUACUAAUGUGCUGUUUCAGUUUCUCUAGCUUAGUUCUUACAUCCCAAAAUCUACCUCUGAACAGUUCAACCUUCACUGAAUCAAAUAAGUAAAUGUUAUUUAAUUUCAUUUUGAAUCUGUAGCCCCAGUGAUCCAGAGAAGCUGUGCAUUCCACCAGGUCCUAGCCGUUUGUUUUAUUGCAAGUCUCAUCACGAUAAAGCCAACGCUGCCUCAACACAGGUGAACCAACAAGCUACACUCAGCUCUCUUUGUGUUUGUAUGUACAUGUAAAUACUGUAUAUAUCUAUAUCAACUGCUUGAACAUUAGCAAGAUGCAGCAACACAAACAGGGUGUGUGUGCGCAUGCAGCGAUGCUUGGGAGACUGCAUUUUGCUAAAUCUGGAUGAAAUUCUCAGCUGACUUUAAAAUGGUUUGUUUGCUCACAGCUCUUAAUAAUGUGUGUUACCAAUCUAACAUUGAGACAGCUAGGUGGGACAGCAGGUAAGCUGUCUACCACUUUACCCACCACCACUGGCACCACCUGUAGUGCGUGUAUUAACAGCAGAGUUGUGUGCUUCUGUCGGCGCACGUGCACACUCGCUCGCACAAGAGUCUGAUUCAGAGCGUACAUGGGCUUUGAGGUUCAGUGAACACAAUGUUCUUUUACAAAAACAUAUUAGAAAAAAAAAAAAACAUGUCUAUAUGACCCAAUUCCCAGCCCUUUUUCAGUAUGACAACAGCAGCCGCUGGUGAUAAUGGUUAAUAAGGAAGCUGCAGAGAUACGUUGUCGGACAGCAGUAUUUUCCACUUUAUUGUUCACCUUCCCUGUUAAUUCAGAAGCAGCUCCACUUACUCCACCCCACCCCCGUUUUGGUUGGCAUUCUUGAAGUUGGGGUGUAAAGUGCUAAAGAAAUGGGAAUGCAUUAGAAUGAGAGACGCUAAACCUUUAUGUGCAGAUCUUUAAAAUAGUUUUUUUGUUUGUUUUUGUAACUGACAUGUUGCUCAAUAUUUUGUUAGUUUCCUUAAUGGGGUUUUAUUAUUAUUAUUAUUAUAUCUCAUAUUCCAUUAUAUUUUUGAAUGUUUUGCCUAAAAAGAAAUCCAUGAAUCUCCCACCACUAAGGGGUCAUAACCUUUUAGAGUGACCCCCUGCCUUUCAGUUCUGGAGUAGGUUUAGAAAUCCUGUGACUUCAUUGGUGCUCAAAGCUGCUUGUCUGAUUUGAUUUGUCACUGUAGUGCCCAAUCGAUCUUCAGUAACCCUUUAUUACACAAAUAAGAAAGAGACAUGUCUUCCUGAAACCUCCCACCACAUUUUGAUUUCCACAAACAGAGACUGAGUACAUUUUAUAUAAAAACAUGCUUGUGUUGCAUUAUCCUUUAUAUAUAAAUAUUUACACUGUAGUAUUAUUUAGCUACUUUUCACAUAUGUAACUGCUGUGAAAAUUAGCCUGGGCUUCAGUAAAUAAAAUAAAAGUAAUGUCUCUGAUCUGAUGUCAAGAGAAAUGUCAUGUCAAAUACUCAUGUUCAUAUAAACCACUGUGAAAACCA